AACAGAGAUGACCAGUUGGUCACAGUUUCUGCUUCUUUUCUUAUCUGAAGCUGAUCACUAAGAGAAGACACGUCAGGCUGCUCAGUGUAGUGUGUGUGUGUGUGUGUGAAUGUUUGCUGUUGAAGAGAAGUUCAUCUGGAAGCUGCUGACUAAGUCAACAGAGGCUGAACACUGAGGAGACAUGGAAGCUGUGAUCGGACUGUUGGUGAUGAUACUCGGAGUCUCUCAUGGUGUGGAAACCUACUGUGAUGGCCGACAGGAUGGAGCUCAGUGUUAUGGAGCUUUGGGAGGAACUGUGGUCCUCCAGCUGAUGGACAAUACCUCAGGAAUAUCUAGAUACCAAUGGUCAAUCAAAACAACAAUCAAUGCAAAUACAACAACAAUAACAACAAUACUCAGCGGGAGCAAUAAUCCUUUUGUGUUUAAUGCGAUAGAAAACAGAUCCUUCUUUACUCCCAGUAAUGGAACAUUUAGGAUCAACAACCUGAGCUGGACUGAUGGAGGUGAAUAUAAACUUGAAAUCAUUGGUUCAGAUGGAUUGGUAUCAGAGCAGCGGACUCUACAGUUGACCAUUCAAGCUCCUGUGUCCUCUGUCCUGCUGGUCUCUGAGUGUCUGUCCCAGGGAGAGAUGAGGGUGUCCUGCUCCUCUAAGGGAGGGGACAGUCCUCAGUACAGCUGGACUCUGGAUGGACGCACACUGACAGACGCUGAGCUCCUCUCUGGAAAUACUGAGACUGACAGCAUCACUCUGAAACAAAACGUCUCAGGACGACUGGUCUGCUCAGUAAGGAAUAAAGUCAGUAAUGUCUCAGAAGAAAAGACAUUAUCUACAUGUGGUGUGGAAACCUACUGUGAUGGCCAACAGGAUGGAGCUCAGUGUUAUGGAGCUUUGGGAGGAACUGUGGUCCUCCAGCUGAUGGACAACGCCUCAGAAAUAUUUAGAUACACAUGGUCAAGAAAAACAACAAAAAUAGUCAGUGGAAGAAAGAAUAUGAUUAUGUUUAAUGAGAUAGAAAACAGAUCCUUCUUUACUCCCAGUGAUGGAACAUUUAGGAUCAACAACCUGAGCUGGACUGAUGGAGGUGAAUAUAAACUUGAAAUCUUUGAUUCAGAUGGAAAGAUAUCAGAGCAGCGGACUCUACAGUUGACCAUUCAAGCUCCUGUGUCCUCUGUCCUGCUGGUCUCUGAGUGUCUGUCCCAGGGAGAGAUGAGGGUGUCCUGCUCCUCUGAGGGAGGAGACAGUCCUCAGUACAGCUGGACUCUGGAUGGACGCACACUGACAGACGCUGAGCUCCUCUCUGGAAAUACUGAGACUGACAGCAUCACUCUGAAACAAAAUGUCUCAGGACGACUGGUCUGCUCAGUCAGGAAUCAAGUCAGUAAUGUCUCAGAAGAAAAGACAAUAUCUACAUGUGGUGUGGAAACCUACUGUGAUGGCCGACAGGAUGGAGCUCAGUGUUAUGGAGCUUUGGGAGGAACUGUGGUCCUCCAGCUGAUGGACAAUACCUCAGGAAUAUCUAGAUACCAAUGGUCAAUCAAAACAACAAUCAAUGCAAAUACAACAACAAUAACAACAAUACUCAGCGGGAGCAAUAAUCCUUUUGUGUUUAAUGCGAUAGAAAACAGAUCCUUCUUUACUCCCAGUAAUGGAACAUUUAGGAUCAACAACCUGAGCUGGACUGAUGGAGGUGAAUAUAAACUUGAAAUCUUUGGUUCAGAUGGAUUGGUAUCAGAGCAGCGGACUCUACAGUUGACCAUUCAAGCUCCUGUGUCCUCUGUCCUGCUGGUCUCUGAGUGUCUGUCCCAGGGAGAGAUGAGGGUGUCCUGCUCCUCUAAGGGAGGGGACAGUCCUCAGUACAGCUGGACUCUGGAUGGACGCACACUGACAGACGCUGAGCUCCUCUCUGGAAAUACUGAGACUGACAGCAUCACUCUGAAACAAAACGUCUCAGGACGACUGGUCUGCUCAGUCAGGAAUCAAGUCAGUAAUGUCUCAGAAGAAAAGACAUUAUCUACAUGUGGCUUCAUAUUCAUUAAUUGCACCUUAAAAGACGGGACGAACAUAUCACAGUGGGUGUUUCCAGCCAAUAAUACCCUGUGUGUUCCACCAACAACAGCUCCUACCACGAGUACAUACACCUCCACCGUGGGGUACUUGCCGAUAAUGGCCGGUGUACUGUCUGCGUUGGUAAUUCUGUUAGUGGUCGGGGUGGCUGUCGUCUGUGCUCAGAAGAAAAAGCAAAACAACAAACCUAAAGAAGAAGAAGACCAUGAACUAACCUAUGCUGAUGUCAGGUUUGCGCAGCGGCCAGGGAGGCAGGUGCAGCAAAGGGCAAAGACGGAGGUGGAGGUGGAGUACGGCCAGGUCAAGUUUUCAGAGCGACCUCAGCAGACUGUUGAACCAGCAGGAGAUGAAUGUGUGUACGCCAAGGUCCGUAGAGACAGGUGAUUCACGGCGUUUAGUGUUUUACAAAGACUGUACCACUGAAGACAGAGAGACGAGGUGUUUGUGAAGAUGCCCAAAGCUCUUUCACCUUCAUUUAAUGUGAUGUUCAAAAGGACAAAAUAUAGAUGAAUAUUAUUAUUUACCACUUUAUCUUCUGGGAUGAGCGAGCUUCAAAGUAUCAUCAUCAUCAUUUGAAUUACACUGUGACUACAUAGACUAGAAUAUAUCAUCAAAACACAUAUUUUUAAAGUAUUUCCAUAAUUGUUACACUCUCUCUUUGUAUUUACAUUAUGUUCUACUUCUCUGUUUUUACUCGUUUUUAAUUUAUGAGCAUAUUUACUUUUAUUUCAUUGUUAAAACACUGUACAUUUGCCAAAGGCUAACAUUUUAAGAAUAAUGUUAAUGUAACAAUGUAUUUGGUUUUAUUACUCCACAAUGAUUGGCAGACGUGGACACUCUAAAGCACUCUGACAAGCUGUCAUCUGUACGUUUAUGUUCUGUGUUUUAACUUCAUAUCAAAGGGAUAAAGUAGGUCUUUUCUUAGAUUAAUAUAUAUUUAUUAAACAGAUAUGGAUGGAUUAGUUGAGGGUCAGAGUUUCUCAAAUACAAUAGUAUGCUCCUGUGUUGGUAGUGUAGAGAUUUCUUAAAGGUUCUAUGUGGUGUGGAAGUUAAUCUCACAUCGACAGUAAGAUAAGUUUGUAGAGAAAUGUCUUGUGUCUCAGGAAGUUCGCAGUAACAGUAACCACAUAUUUUUUUCCAUAACGUAAACACUUCUGCUUUUUCUUAGGCAUGUGCUUUCAUUCUUUCAAAAUUGGUUUAUCAGUUGCAAGGGGUGAUUUUAAGACCUUACAUCAACCCUGUGUCAGUUAAUGGUGAAAUAUCCCUGUAAUGUAAGAAUAAAUAUGAGUGGCUUGUGUACUUUUAUUCAUACUCUAAGAUAAAAGUUAGUGGGGGGGGGGAUUUGUCUAUUUUAGUAGAUCCAGACAUAGAUAAUAGUAAAUUAUAUCUCAGGAUUGCCUGCAACAGUAGGCUACAUGCAGGUUGCUUAGUGUUUCUUAAUACAGUGAGUUAGCAGUAAAAGGAGAACACCUUCUAAAUGAGGGUGUUUUAGGGAGAAAAUUAACUACGUGUCAGAUUAUCUUUUAGCACCAUCAGGUUUUUUCUAUAUUUAGUUUGACACGUUUCCUCUCUUAGUCGCUUCCAGUUUUAAAGCUUUCACAAGUGUAAUAUAGAUACCUGUAGUAAAACCUUAAACCUUGUGAUGAUUUAAUAAUUGUAAUAAUUCAGGGUUUGAGUAAUUUUAGGGCUCUGACUUUCAAGUCUGGAGAAGAAACCAUUCUACAUUGUGGAUAUCUAUGCUCCCUGUUUAUGGGUAAAUAGAAAGUCGGUUGAACACAGUGCUGACUUGUGAUGUUUCAUGAUCUAAUGUUAACCAGUUAGUCAACUAUCAAAAAGGUUUAUAAUUAAAAACCAAACAUGGCCAUUUGUCUGGAAUUAAAUUGAACUGCAUGCAACUGAGGACCUAAACAGACAAUAAUGCUAAAGAAAAUGUAAGUUCUUAGGUAUUGGCUCUGACCCUACUCUGACUUGGAAAUGAUCAGUGUAUUCUGACCACAGACAUCAUACAGUGCCCAUCAUAUUCCUGUAAGCUGCUCUAUUAAAUAAUCUAAAUAUCCCUGACACUUUGGUUUUCCUGCCUCUUCUCAAAGACCCAAUCUUUUCUAAGUUAACCAUUGUGCAGCUUACAUGCUCCAGCCCAUAGGAGGAAGUGCUCGACUGCACAAGACGUAAUAAUAAAUGGCGAGGGGAGAAACAAAUAGUUCAAUACUGGAAGGCAUCAGCUAGAAUAAGGUCUGUUGGAUUAAGUUAAUGUUUGUUUAAACCUUUGCUUUUCUGAGUUGACUUCAUAACUCUUAGACAUUGGAUAAUUUGCAAAGCAACUCAUAAUGGACAUUUUGGAGUAAUAACUUUUCAUAUUAUCAAAGCUGCUAUUGCAUGUGCUACAGUCUUUUGGUAUAGACUGGGUCAGGAAGUGUACGGUCAAACCUUUGAUCCUCAGGAAGAGCACCCUUCUUGUCUCAGCUCAGUAUCUCCCUCUGAAACUCUUCAAUGAUGUAUGUUGAAGUAGCCUGACACAGUUUAUUUUACUGUUGCUUGAGUUCUAUUUUUUUGUGUUUUGUAACUUCUGUUUCCUAAAAAAAAUCAUCAAUUGUCAUUAUAUGUAAGUUUUGGUUUUAUAGGUAAAGUGACAGCAUGUAAGUUGUUUAUUUGCUGUGUAUUUAAUCAAAGACAGAGGUUACAUGCUUGGUUUGGUUUGAUAUCUUGAGGUUAAAGAUCCACCAAUACCAUUCAGCUGAUGCACAGCUAUAAAUAUGUGUUUAUGGUUCAUGAUAGUUGUAAAACAAACAACCAUUUUGUUAGUUGAACCCUCUUGUUGAAACACAGUUGACCUUCUGACUGACAUAAUCUACUGAGCAAAUAAUUAACAACACAGGAGAAGUGUAAUAAAACUGCUCCAACAAUCCAGUAUCCUUUUUGCCAUUUCAGUCAGUCAAUACUACUUUGAUCAUUUUAAUAAUUGUAUAAGUAUUAAAUUGUUUAGUAUUGUUGCAGCUAAAAUGUGUAACAUGGGGAAUCAUGUGGCACCUUAGCUCUUGACAGGUAUUUUUUUUCCUUAUAAAAAGCAGGUGAUAUUGUCAUUGUCUGUGUCAUGUGAUGUUAUACUGCCAUGCCAAAUGUAUUUAUUUAUAAAACCAAGACUGGUGCCAAUUCUUCAAUCCUGGGCACGUCAGUUUUUGACUGAAUAUAUAAUUUGGGGUUACUUAUAAUUUAAUUUAAAGAAUGUGUCAGCAACUAUUUGUAAAUAAAGUAAAUUUAAAGUAAAGUUUGAUUAUUCAGUAUAUGUAUGUAUCCUGUAAUGUGGACUUUAUUGUUGUAUGAUUCAAUAACAAAUUACGGUACAAACAGAGGUCAUUAAAUUCAUGUUUUACAGUAAUUAAGUAAUUUUGUGGGCUGGUAAAGCUUUAGACCAUUGGUACACUUCCUCAUUGGCAGCAUGAACUUAUCAAGAAGCUUUUCACUGUGGUAAUGUUUCAGACAGUUGUGGUUCAGGGAAAGCAGCAGAUAGACCCACAGCUUGUGACUGUGCUCAGUGCUAAUGAACAGA
This is a messenger RNA of Sander lucioperca (pikeperch), 5612 nucleotides long. RefSeq names its product hemicentin-1. Lineage: Eukaryota; Metazoa; Chordata; Actinopteri; Perciformes; Percidae. The transcript is spliced from 10 exons. The record is from RefSeq and is a predicted model, not a curated record. The coding region runs from base 182 to 2449 and encodes 755 amino acids.